GCACUCUAAAAAAGUUUCUCAAUUUUGACAGUUUUGAGUGACCAUGGAAAUAAAAAAACAUGACAGCGUGCUUUUGAAGACCUGAAGACCUGGAACAUACCUUAUCUCUAGACUGAAGACCAACUUACACCAUCGCUCCUACUGUGAAACCAUGGCCGGCGCGACGGCGGCAACCGCGAUUGGACCGGUAAUUACAAACAGACGCACAACUCCUUCUACAACCACCAGUGAACGGUUCUGUCUACACAAGGUCUCAUGUCUAUCCGGUUUCUCUCCCACUCGCUCUCUCCGGGUUGUCGCUCCCGGACGAGCUCGUCGCGGUGCCAUCAGAUGCACGGCCAACCGUUCUGCCUAUUCGCCUCUGAAAUCCGGUUCGAGUUCCGGUAACCGGCCGCCAACAGAGAUUGCACCGCUUUUUCCCGGUUGCGACUACGAGCACUGGCUCAUAGUCAUGGAUAAACCAGGCGGAGAGGAAGCUACCAAGAAGCAAAUGAUUGAUUGUUACAUUGAAACCUUAGCCAAAGUUGUGGGAAGUGAAGAGGAAGCUAAGAAGAAGAUAUACAAUGUUUCCUGCGAAAGGUACUUCGGAUUUGGUUGCGAGAUUGACGAGGAGACAUCAAAUAAGCUUGAAGGAUUGCCUGGAGUUCUCUUUGUUCUUCCAGAUUCAUAUGUUGACCCUGAAAACAAGGACUAUGGAGCUGAGCUCUUUGUGAAUGGAGAAAUAGUUCAGAGGUCACCUGAAAGACAGAAGAGAGUGGAACCUGUCGCACAGAGAGCUCAAGAUAGGCCCAGAUACAAUGACCGGACUCGUUAUGUUAGGCGCCGUGAGAAUGCACCACAGUAAAAGGCAAAAUUAUUUAGUUUAGGGAAAAUGUAUUCUUGUUCUCAUGUAUGAAACCCUUUCCAGCUAACAUAUUUCAUCAUGAAAAGAUAAUGUAUGCUACUACUUAGUUCUGUGUGUAAAAACAACCCAAACAUGCAUGCAACAACAGUUUAAACCUCCCAUAAUGAUCGUGAGGUCAUUACAAAGUUUAGAUGCAUACCAGUCUGCUUACCCCCAU
Messenger RNA from Cuscuta epithymum, 1061 nucleotides. Lineage: Eukaryota; Viridiplantae; Streptophyta; Magnoliopsida; Solanales; Convolvulaceae. The record is from the annotation of a GenBank genome assembly.